Phyllostomus hastatus (greater spear-nosed bat) is the source of this 3325-nucleotide messenger RNA. RefSeq names its product ring finger protein 41 (gene RNF41). Gene Ontology annotation, molecular function: zinc ion binding; ubiquitin protein ligase activity. Gene Ontology annotation, biological process: protein K63-linked ubiquitination; regulation of canonical NF-kappaB signal transduction; tumor necrosis factor-mediated signaling pathway. The transcript is spliced from 7 exons. The record is from RefSeq and is a predicted model, not a curated record. Bases 448 to 1401 code for a protein of 317 amino acids. Gene Ontology annotation, cellular component: plasma membrane signaling receptor complex. Lineage: Eukaryota; Metazoa; Chordata; Mammalia; Chiroptera; Phyllostomidae.
GGCAAAGGACUGUCUCAACAGCUCCGAGUGGUUGGAACCUUUCUCCCUCUCCUUCCCUUCCCCUUCCCCUCCCAGGAAAGGCUGAGGCACGGCACCGGGGCUGUCCCGUGGCCGCUGCGGCCUCAGCUACAGCCCGGCUGGGGUACGGAAAGUCCAGGCCGCUUCCAGGGCGGUGCGUACUGCGCCUGCGCGGGCUCACACCUAAAAGAGGGUGUGGGAAGGGAGGGGGCGAUGUCCCAGAGUGCUCCUGAUUGUGACAUCACAUCCAUCCCUUUGGUGAUAGAACUUACUCUGGGAAGGAAGACUCAGUUGGAGAAUAGCCAACAAGAUGGGUUACUGGGAGCCUCUCCUGAGUGGCACUGAGUGGAGGCAUCAGGGGGUUGGAGCCUUGUGAACAGGGAACCUGCCCCCCAACACUUGGAAGGCCCUGGGUUUCAGUGAUGAGACAUGGGGUAUGAUGUAACCCGCUUCCAGGGGGAUGUUGAUGAAGAUCUUAUCUGUCCUAUUUGCAGUGGAGUCUUGGAGGAGCCAGUCCAGGCACCUCAUUGCGAGCAUGCUUUCUGCAAUGCCUGUAUCACCCAGUGGUUCUCUCAGCAGCAGACGUGUCCGGUGGACCGUAGCGUAGUGACGGUUGCCCACCUACGCCCAGUACCUCGGAUCAUGCGGAACAUGUUGUCAAAGCUGCAGAUUGCCUGCGACAACGCUGUGUUUGGCUGCAGUGCUGUUGUCCGGCUUGACAACCUAAUGUCUCACCUCAGCGACUGUGAGCACAACCCAAAACGGCCUGUGACCUGUGAACAGGGCUGCGGCCUGGAGAUGCCCAAAGAUGAGCUGCCAAACCACAACUGCAUUAAGCAUCUGCGCUCAGUGGUACAGCAGCAGCAGACACGCAUCGCAGAGCUGGAGAAGACCUCAGCUGAACACAAACACCAGCUGGCAGAGCAGAAGCGAGACAUUCAGCUGCUGAAGGCGUAUAUGCGUGCAAUCCGCAGUGUCAACCCCAACCUUCAGAACUUGGAGGAGACUAUUGAAUACAAUGAGAUCCUAGAGUGGGUGAACUCCCUGCAGCCAGCCAGAGUGACCCGCUGGGGAGGGAUGAUCUCCACCCCGGACGCUGUACUCCAGGCUGUGAUCAAGCGCUCCCUGGUGGAGAGUGGCUGUCCUGCCUCCAUUGUCAACGAGCUGAUAGAAAAUGCCCACGAGCGAAGCUGGCCCCAGGGUCUGGCCACACUAGAGACAAGACAGAUGAACCGGCGGUACUACGAGAACUAUGUGGCCAAGCGCAUCCCCGGCAAGCAGGCUGUUGUGGUGAUGGCCUGUGAGAACCAGCAUAUGGGUGACGAUAUGGUGCAGGAGCCGGGGCUGGUCAUGAUAUUUGCGCAUGGCGUGGAAGAGAUAUAGAUUUUGGUGGGCUGGCAAAAAGAUGGAAAUCAGAAAAUCUCAUCACUCCAGUAGCUGAGCCCUGAGUCCUCCCCACUGUCCUUAACACUGUGGCUGGUACUUGAGCCACAUCUCCCUGCUCUUCUGGCACUGAAGGGCCCUGGAACACUUUGCUCAGCCUUUCAGGUGGGAAACCCAGAUUCCCUUCUUUUGCCUAAUUUCUUCCCCUCAGAUGUCUGUAAAUUUUCAGUCUGGGGAGGGAAGUCCCCAUCUCUCUAUGUUUUCCUGCCUGGGGUCCCUGGUUCCAGACAUUUUCAGAAAGCACAAAGGUAUUCCUUUUCUCCCCAGAGUAUCGGGGUAGAGCCAGAAACCUUGAAUCGUUACCCUUCUUCAAAACCAGGGAAUUGAGCAGGCAGGCCUAUUGGCUCUCAGCACUUAGAGAGCUACUCUGGGGAGCAAACAUCCUGAAGAAGCAGUAAGGGGGAAACCCAAACCCUAGAAAUAAUGAGCCAGCAACUAGCCAUGACUCAUCGAUGGCCCUUAGGGGAAGACUGGACCUCUGUGCCAAGCAAUACCUUGUUCGGCCCACCUUAAAGGUGCAGGCUGCCACUGGGUCUGCGCGUGUGCAAGCUGGGAUGCCGAAAAUUCCCAGAUGAACUCUCCUUGCCUACACUUCCUCUUAAUUAGGGAAUGACAGGAAUGGGGUAGGGGUUAGUCUGUUGGGGUGAAUAUGCUCAGCAAGAAGCAGCACCCUGGCUUUUGCUGAAAUCAGGUAGGCAAGCGCCUCUUGUGGCACAGGCUGACAGUUCCACUGCCCCUCCAGCCCUGAGAUUGUAACCGGUUAUGCUGACAAUUUCCUUUGGCCAUUGUUUGUUUAUAUUUCACUCUCCUCCUCCCACCUUUUUUUUUUUUUUUCCCUUAAAGAAUGGCCUGGUUAUGGCUACCCCACUUUUCCAGCCUGGCCACAUUGUUGGCAGUUUAAUUUAUUUACUUUUUUUUUUUUUUUUAAGAAACGAAAAAGAAAAAAAUUAACAAAAUGUAAAACUUUUCUUUCGCUGUUCCUGUGGUGGGGGUUCUGGAUAGGGUGGGGCCGGGGUGGGACCUGUUCUAUGUUUUCCCUUUUCAGUGCAACCUUUGGCUUUAAUAUAGAAAGGGCCAAGGGCAUCCUUGGCUGAACGAAUGUCUGCCCCAGCCCUCCAAACCCCAUCUGAGAUGAGAAGCCUCCUCUAUUCCAGCAUCGAUGCCUGAGCCCUCUGCAGAACUUUGCUCCCGGCCCUUCCAAGGUCUCAUUGUAAAAGAAACUCCCCUUCCCCAUUUCCUUGGAGAUACGUAGCUGGGUUCUAACCUUCACUGGGCAAGGUGGAAUAGAAAUUAAGUCUUUGUCUCUGAAUACAGGCAGUAAGUACUCUGUCUCACCUGUGCACAUAAGGACUGCAGCUCCAUUUCAGGCCACCUGGGGCAUUCCCUGACCUCUGAGGUGACUGCUGACAGAGUAAGAGAAGGGGAGGAAUAGUGGGUGUGAUUGUCUUAGUGUGCAGGUGGGAGUGGGGUGGAAGAGAGAUGGCCAUCAAAUAGCUUCUUCUCUUGGAGUUUUACUCCAGGCCAGCUUGCUGUCAGUCCGCGUGGUUGGGCCAUGGUUCCACUGGUACUAGGGCAGAGGGGGACAGCUGGAAGGGAGUGGGGAGCAGUCAUACUUUUCAGCUCCAGGACGUUGUGCUCAGGAAUUUGAAAACGCUGCUAUACUUAACCUGGUCACUACAUUUCUCACACUCCCUGCUGCCCCUGCCUGCCUUACCCCUCCAUACCCUCUGCUGUCACCCUCAGGCAGAGCCAGGAAGCUCAGGUCAGGCAUCCCUACCCUUUGCACUGGUGUCUCUGCAGGUUGCUGAUUGUGCUACUUGUGGUGUUUACUGCACUAAUAAUAAACCUUUCACUCAACUCUAAA